Betta splendens (Siamese fighting fish) is the source of this 7624-nucleotide messenger RNA. Its product is annotated as neuronal PAS domain-containing protein 3. Bases 891 to 3881 code for a protein of 996 amino acids. Lineage: Eukaryota; Metazoa; Chordata; Actinopteri; Anabantiformes; Osphronemidae. Gene Ontology annotation, biological process: regulation of transcription by RNA polymerase II. The transcript is spliced from 12 exons. Gene Ontology annotation, molecular function: protein dimerization activity; RNA polymerase II transcription regulatory region sequence-specific DNA binding; DNA-binding transcription factor activity, RNA polymerase II-specific. The record is from RefSeq and is a predicted model, not a curated record.
CAAACAUGAAUGUUUUAAAUGCAAACAACAAAAACGUGAGGCUCAGAAAGUGAAAUUAAAGUGAGACGUUCGCUGUGAUGUGUUUAUUAUGAGACUGCGCAGAUUUACAGAACCCAUUAAACCGAGUCCCCGCGCGCCCGGUGUCGUUGUUAAGUGAUGGUUAAAACCGGGGAUAAUCCCGCGGAGCGACCUGUAAGACGGGCAGAGGCGGAAUUAAAUAAUAAACGCACGCGCACACACACAAACUGGCUGCAACUGAGCGGCGUCGUUGCGCCGGGCAGCAGAACGCGGCGGAGAUGUGAGCUGUCCUCACCGUCAGCAGCCGGAGGAAAUGCUGCGAACAAGCGCCGAGGCUGUGGCCGUGGAGCGACGCGCCGCCGCGGAUACAGACGCUGCAGCCGCGGCGGCGACGUAAAGAUUUGACGCGCCUGUUUGUGUUUUUUUCCUACGGAGCGCAAGCAGGAAAUUCCUGUGUAGAGAGCCGAGAGCGAGGCUGUGCGCGCGGAGCGACACGGACGAGAGGCGAGAGACGGCGGCAUCCGAGCGGCAUCCGAGCGGCAUCCGAGCGGCAUCCGCCCCGAGCUCGCCAUGCUCCAGCUGCUGCAGCCCGGUCCCCGCACGCGCCUCCACCGCCCGUUGUUUCCACGCUGCUGAGCGGCGGCGACGGAGGAGGAGGAGAGACACGAGCACGACACACACACAGCGCGCACAGACACACGCACACACACACUCCCGUUCACACACACGGACAUGGCUUUGUCUUAACACACCGACCAUGACGCAUUGCUGUCAGGGCGCAGCGCACCGCCGCGGCUCCGCGUCCAAACACGCCUGAGCAGAGGAAAGAGAAAAGAAGAGAAAGUCCGAGAUCCCAGAAUUGUUGCAGGAAGAUGGCGCCCACCAAGCCGAGCAUCCAACAGGACCCGACGCGGAGAGAACGUGACCCCUACUGGGAGCGGCCGGCUAAUGCAGGCAGCUGCUCCGCCGCCCGGCCCAAGACCCUUCACCUGGCCGGCCAGCAGCAUACCUCCUCGCCAUGGUUGCAGGCUCUGAGGAAGGAGAAGUCACGGGACGCGGCGCGAUCGAGGCGAGGAAAGGAGAACUUCGAGUUUUACGAACUGGCCAAGAUGCUGCCGCUGCCAGGCGCCAUCACCAGUCAGCUGGACAAGGCCUCCAUCAUCCGGCUCACCAUCAGCUACCUGAAGAUGAGGGACUUCGCCAACCAGGGGGACCCUCCAUGGAACCUGCGCAUCGAGGGGCCGCCGCCCAACACCUCAGUCAAAGCUAUCGGUACCCAGCGGAGGAGGAGUCCCACCGUCGUAGCCUCGGAGAUCUUCGAGCCUCACCUGGGCAGCCACAUUUUACAGUCUCUGGACGGGUUCGUAUUUGCACUAAACAAGGAGGGCCGCUUCCUGUACAUCUCUGAGACCGUGUCCAUCUACCUGGGGCUGUCACAGGUGGAGCUGACGGGCAGCAGCGUGUUCGACUACAUCCACCCCGGCGACCACGUGGAGAUGGCAGAACAGCUGGGCAUGAAGCUGCCUCCGGGCCGAGGCAUGUCUCUGUCCCAGGGCGCCGUCAACGAGGACGGGGCGUCCUCAGCUUCGUCGUCGUCGCACUCGGAGACGCCAGAACCAGUGGAGUCCAGCAGUCCCAGCCUCCUGGCUCCUGAUAACACCCUGGAACGAUCCUUCUUCAUCCGGAUGAAGUCGACGCUCACGAAGAGAGGGGUGCACAUCAAGUCCUCAGGGUACAAGGUCAGAGUGAUUCACAUCACGGGGCGUCUGCGGAUCAGGAUGGCGCUGACCCACAGCCGCUCUGUGCCCAAUCAGAUCAUGGGGAUGGUGGUGGUGGCUCACGCCCUCCCGCCGCCCACAAUCAACGAGGUUCGCAUCGACUGUCAGAUGUUCGUCACUCGGGUCAACAUGGACCUGAAGAUUGUCUACUGUGAGAACAGAAUCAGUGACUACAUGGACCUGAGUCCUGUGGACAUUGUGGGGAAGAGAUGCUACCAGUUCAUUCAUGCUGAAGACGUGGAGGGAAUCAGACAGAGUCACCUGGACUUGAUGAAUAAGGGUCAGUGUGUAACCAAGUACUACCGGUGGAUCCAGAAGAACAGCGGCUACAUCUGGAUCCAGUCCAGCGCCACCAUCGCCAUCAACGCCAAGAACGCCAGCGAGAAGAACAUCAUCUGGGUCAACUACGUGCUCAGUAAUCCAGAGUAUAAAGACACACCCAUGGACAUCGCCCAGCUGCCAAACCUGCCUGAGAAAACCUCUGAGUCCUCGGAAACCUCCGACUCUGAAUCAGAGUCCAAAGAAAACUCAGACAAUGACAACACCAAGUCCGAGGGGAAGACGGGCCACCACUCAGAACCCAGCGAGGACCCAGAGACGGACAGCAAACGGCAGCAGCAGCCCGGCCAGUCUCACUCUGAACAGGACAUGAAGCGCCAGGAAGAAGGAGACAACAGCUCGAGUAACCCUGAGAGCCAGGAGAGCGACGACAGCCUGGAAGCUUCAGAUGGAGAGGUGGAGGAGCAGGAGGAGGCCAGAGGGGAAGGAGGAGGAGCGAGGCUGGGGAGGUUAGCAGGACUGGGAGCGUUGGGAGGCCUAGGUGCCAUUGGAGGACUAGGUAAUCUGGGUGGGCUGCAUAUUAAGGUAGAGCACUAUGGUGAGGGAGAGGAGGCGCAGCUCCACAACUCGCAGACAUCUUCAUCAGAGGAGGACGAUGAGGACGAGGAAGGUGAGGAGGACGGCGGUCUGCAGGACUGCAACAGCACCAACCCCGGAAACCAGAAGAGGAGGAAGAGGAGGAAAGUGCAGAAAUGGGAUGGAUCCCGAAGCAGGAGGCUCCGUGUGUCCUCCAACACGCCCAGCCCUGUUGCCAUGGGGGAGAGCACGCCUCUGGCCGACGCCCAGACCUCCUCCCACCUCCUCAGCUCCUCUGGGUCCCCUAGCAACACGGGUCCAUCCUCAGUCCUGAAGAUUAAGACCGAGAUGGCGGAACCGAUCAACUUUGACAACGACAGCAGCAUAUGGAACUACCCUCCGAACCGAGAGAUCUCCAGGAACGAGUCUCCCUACAGCAUGACCUCCAAGCCGCCGGCUUCCAGCUCCCACGAGACCUUCCCCUCCCCCCAGGGAGGCUCUCUGCAGGUCUCCAUUCCUGAAUCUGUUCUCACUCCUCCUGGAACCGAGGGAGGAGCAGGAGGCGUGAGAAAGCCUCCGUACAACGGGAGCUCUGCUCCGUCGUCUGCUUCCAGCGCGGUGAGUUUAGCUCCUCCCUCCAGCGCCUCCUCCGCCGACCCCCUGUCUCCUCCUCUGUCCGCUUCGCCCCGAGACAAACAGCAAGGAACGCCCACCACAUCCUCCUCCUCCUCUUCGUCGUCUUCGUCAUCAACCUCUUCCUCCUCGCUGCUGUACUCUGGCGACCUUGAGGCGCUCCAGCGCCUGCAAGCCAGCAACGUGGUUCUGCCCCUGGUCCACCGGGUCGCGGGGACGCUGGCUUCCACCAGCACCACAACGCCACGGGUCUACACCACCGGGACCAUCAGGUACGCGCCGGCGGACGUCACCCUGGCGAUGGCACAAGGCAACCUGCUCCCCAACGCCACCAUGAACUUUGUGGACGGCUCCGGGUUCGGCCUGGAUCCUAAGACGCCCAUGGAGAUGCUCUACCACCACGUCCACAGGCUCAACAUGUCGGCGGCGGCGGCCGCCGGCCCGUUCGUGGGCUCCCCCACAGCCACCGGUGGGAACCAGAUGCCCACGGCCGCCAACGUGUUCACCACGGCCGAGGGACUGUUCUCCACGCUGCCGUUCCCCGUGUACAGCAACGGGAUCCACAACACCGCCGCUCUGGAGAGGAAGGAGGAUUAGGCGUAAGGUGUUGACCGCAUUACUGUGUUCAGUGGAGGACUCCUCCCCGAUUAAAGACUAUUUACAACACGAUGCAGCACUGUGUCCGACAGGAAAGGAUAACAAACGUACUCUAGCACUUUGAAUCUGAGCAUCUGAGCUUGUGUAAUAGACAUGAUCAAACGUGUCCCUCUUUUCUAUCUUUUCUCUCCUCCUCAUCCACCUCCCUCCUCUCUCAGCCUCUUUGCUCCUGUGUCUUGCAAACAGCAAAUGAACAAAAAUAGACUCUUCUUUAUUGUAAAGAAUUGCUUUUUGCCUACAGAGAAUUCCUAUGGCCUGAGGACUCUGCUGGAGCCUGACGAGGUCACUUUUAUUAUUUGACUCGUUUUGCAUCUUUAUGAAGAUGCUGAUUGUGUAUUUAAAGGAGGACGGUACAGGGAUUUGUAAUGGCUCCUCCUCCGUACGUCUCUUGAUGUGAUCAAGGCUUGAAAAGACAGUUCAGCAACCAGAGGAGGGAACUGUGUCGGUUUCAGUGAAAAUCUUUUGAAAAAAGGUUUUUGAGCUUGAUGUUUCUCAAUUGAGGGAAUAGUUUAGAGUUUUGUUCGUUUCCUCCUAUUUUAUAUAAUAUUCUAGCUGAGAUUUAACGUACAAAUCAAGCAUUAAGAAGAAAAACAAAAAAGCAAUUUCAACCGGGUGAAGCCCUGUGAAUCAUGGAAUGUUACUGCUUCCUCUCUUAUGCCAGGAGUCGACCUACAGGUCUCGCACCAAACAUGACCUCCGCAGCAUCGUCUCCUCCCACUCAGCCGCCUUCUCUUGCUUUCUUUUCCUGAUCUCUGCUCACAUCUACCUGUCGAUCUACAGAUUCAUGGUGCUACCGACCGUCCAGUAACCCUGAGUCAGCUGGCUGAUGUGGGUGCUGUAACCAACCCACAGCUCAUUGACGCACUGGUGGUCCUCUCUGUCCUGGGGUGUUUUCUUUUGUAGCAGUUCUGACGCGUCGUGUGCUUGUUUCGCUGGGGCAGCUCUGCUCGGCCGCGUGGAGACCCAGCUGGAGUUUGAGGCUGCGUAGGGAUGUUUGAUUUUCACCUUUUCUAACUGAUUCACCUUCGAUUCUCAGUGAGACUAAUUAGCUGGUGUUGCUAACUAGAACAAUGAAUGUUGAAAACCUCGACCGGCUCCUGUUCGACCACUGUUUUGGUUUGUUGUUGUACGACUACUUUCUUCUUGGUGUCUUCUUCUUCUUCUUCUUCUUCUUCCUAAACCGCAGUCACCUCCACCUAAACAAUCCACUCUCUUCCAUCUCAUUGCCGGACCCUGUGAUUAAAGAACCACAUAUCAACAAAGAGAUUGUAAUGAAGACAUGCAUUUUCAAUCAGUUUAUCAAACAAUCAAUCCAGAAAAAAGAUGUUUGGGUUUCUUCUUCUGUUGUUUUGUUGAGUUUGUUUCUAGAGGAAGAAAACGUCCCGUUCCUUUAAAACGACGCCGUCUUUGUCGCUGUUUUUUUCUUCCCAGCCUCCUUUGCCAAAAAAAGUUGAGUGUUUUAAAAGCACUGUGAUUCUCGUUCAUUUCCGUUUUUUCUAAUUCUUUGGUAAAAAGAGAAAAAAGAUGAAAAUAAGUAAUAAACCUUUUGAAGUUGGCAGCCCCGUCUCCACCAUCCUCCUCCUUAUACCCCGUGUGAUUCCGCCGUAAAACGUGUUACCAAUGUGUUUAGUGUCACUGGCUGUCAACGUCUUUCAUGGCGACUUCUCUGUGUGUGUGUUGACUAUAUGCAGUAUAUACUGAGCUACUGUAGCUGUUUUGUCCUUUGUCUUCUCUGUGCUCUAUCUCUAGUGUGGGGGAGGAGGGGGAGGGUCCACGGGGUGAGUGACUCCGCCUUCUCUGUCCCGUCGCCUUCUCCGCCUCCCUCGUUCUGCAGUCUUAGUGAAACCAGUGGAGGUUCGUGGACUUUCGUGUUCGGUGGCCUUUGCAAAAAGCGGAAAAAAAACCUGUGGAGUCCACCUUCUCUUUUUCGCUGCUUCCUUCUGGUCUUUGUAAAACCUUGUUUUGGGUUUCUUACCUUUCUCUUUUCUCUAUCUGCUGUUGCUUUUUGCUGUUGUGUAGUCUUAUACAAACCUCUUUAUCUCGCUGUCUUUUCUCUCAGAGAUGAAAAGAUUCUUUAACUAGCUCAAAGGUUUAUGGAGCCAUGUUUUUGCCCCUAAGGAAUUCUGGGUAUUGUGGUUUCCAGCUCCUUCAAACAAUCCAACAACUAAUGGAUAUUUACAUUGUAUAGAAAUAAAUUAUGAUGAGGAAAAGCCUAAAGUAGCAUUUUAACGUAGUCCUGGAAAAACCACAAGAGCCUCAGCUGUGAAACAUUUCCCAGAGUCCCUUGGGGCGUCUGAUGUGCAUUGGGUGUAUUUCAUUGGUUCCCACCGAAACUUGUUGACUUCCAGCUCAAACUUCUCUCUCGGGACAAACGAUGUUAAACAAGUGGUUUAGGGGGGAGAAAAAUCACAAUAGUACUUCAGGACAUAAUGAAAACGAUUUUAAAGAUUUCUAAAGAAAUUAAAAGAAGAAAAAAAUAUUUCGCACUAUAAAUCUAUUUUUAUAGGUGUUUUGGAAAACUCAACUGCAUGUUUAGUCAGUUUGUCCGACGAGUGUCACGUGAUCGAGUCCUCGGUUUCUGUUGUUUUUUGGGUCCAGCAGUUUUUGUGCUGUUUAAAGUCUGUCGAGUCCAAACGGGGACGUGAGCAGUGAAGUCUGUAGGGUCAAACCGAGCCAGGCCUCCGGUCCUCCCCCGCAUCAGGAGAAACAGUGUGUGGCGUGCGUGCGUGCGUUCUGUGAAGUCGGUGUCUAAUGUAAAGCAACAAUGAAAACAAACCAGGUUCUGAAAUGAAUGCAUUUCUUCACGUCGGCCGCUCGCUGCGUCGUUCGUGGUUGAAUGUUCGAUGUUUCGUUUCAGGAACAUUUCGUUUCCCGCUCCUCUGAACUUGAGCAUUUUCUCCUUUUCUACUAGCGGCGGUUUGUGUGUGAAAACCAGGGGGCGGGGCUCCGAUGGAUGGCGGCGCUUGGGGGAGGGGCAUAACUGAGACGAAACCAGGAAAUACACCCACAUGUAACAAAAACCAAACAGCCGGUCCAAGCUGUUUCAAUGUUUUCUGUGUUUUAUGUCGAAAAAUGAAAACUUUGCUGGUGAUUUUAAAAACUUAAAAACCUUAAUCACAGCUGCUGUCAAAAAUACAUAGUGUUUAAGAAUUACAAAUAUUGAAAAAUCACUUCAUUUACCUGUGAAGAAACUGUGUCUGUGUUUUUAACUAUUUCUUGUACAAUUAUACAGAUUCUUUUAUGGGGAACUUGGUGCCAAGUAUCUGAAAUACGGGAGAGAGGGAAUCUCUUAUUAUCAAUGUUAACAGUGUUAUAAAAUUCUAAAUACAAACAAAUUAAAAUAUUCAAAAAGAGAAAACUAUGGUACAUUUCUAUUUUUUGUUGUAAUUUUUUCCUCAGAAGAGGAAACACUCAACUAACUGAUGCUAACUUUGAGUGCCUGGCUUUUUUUAAUUAUUACUCUUAUUUUGAAAAAACAUCUUUUUCAGUUCCUUAAUCGUGAAUAAUGCUGCAAAUCCGAGACUGUACAUACUUCAUUUUUACAGCAGUUGUUCUUUUAUACGUUGCCUAGGUUCUCAUCCGUUCGGAGGAACGUGUCACACACAUGGCUGUUUGUCUGUAACCCGGUUUACACCAUCUUACAGGUGCCAUAUUCAUAAUAAAAAUGUCUCUGGAAUUUCCUA